Molecule: messenger RNA, 753 nt
Organism: Dracunculus medinensis (Guinea worm)
Lineage: Eukaryota; Metazoa; Nematoda; Chromadorea; Rhabditida; Dracunculidae
Source: the annotation of a GenBank genome assembly
UUGAUAAAAAUUAAUUUUAAAAAAUCGAAUAUAGAUCGAUUAGCGAAUGCGAAUGAUCAAAUCAAUCAGUUAAAUGCAGAAAAUGAAGAAAAGAGAAAACUUAUAAGUCGUCUUGAGGCGGAUAUUAUCAAUUUCCAAAUUGAUAAUCGCGGAUGUGUGAAUACAAUUGAAGAUGAAAAAUUAAUUGGACAUGAUUCGUCGUUAAGCGAAAUUUUAUCAGAAGAUAUCAAUGAUAACGAAAAAGAUGAAAAUUUGAAAGGAAAUGUUUUAAAAAUUGUUAUUUCUCAAAGAGAUCGACUUAAAUCGCGUUACGAUGAAAUUCAUAAUGAAUUAACGAUUUGUAAAGAGAAUAAUAUUUUAUUAAAACAUGAAUUGGAGAAAACACAAGAAGAUAAUGUGAAUUUAUAUGGAAAAAUUAAAUUCUUACAAAGUUAUAAUAAUAAAAAUAAUCAGGUAUUUCAGGUAAAGGAUUCGAAUGUAAUUGAUAUUGAAGCACGUUAUGAAUCGGAUUAUGAACGGCAUCUCGAUCCUUUUAGAAAGUUUCAUAUACAAGAAGGUAAACGUAAAUAUGCGCAACUACGUCCUCAUGAUAAAGCAGCAUUAUCUUUGGUUUGUAAAAUUAUAUUUUACAUUUUUAGAUUUUUGGCUGAAUACGGAAAAUAUACGCUUGAUAUUCUAAUUAAUUGUUCUAUUGUAUUUGCGGUAACUUUGGUUCCUUCAAAAUCCUAUAAAUGGAAAUUAAAUAAUGAUUAA